GGCGCGGAGACGGGUCGUGAUGGCCGCGACUGGUUCUGCGGCGGUGUCUGGUGCAGGGACGCCGGUGGCGGGACCUUCGGGCCGCGACCUCUUCGCCGAGGGACUCCUCGAGUUCCUGCGGCCGGCUGUGCAGCAGCUCGACUCUCACGUUCACGCUGUCAGGGAGAGCCAGGUAGAACUCCGGGAGCAAAUUGACAACCUGGCUACGGAACUGUGUCGGAUCAACGAGGACCAGAAGGUGGCCCUGGACCUCGACCCCUACGUGAAGAAGCUGCUCAACGCCCGGCGUCGGGUUGUGCUGGUCAACAACAUCCUGCAGAAUGCCCAGGAGCGGCUGAGGAGGCUCAACCACAGUGUUGCCAAGGAGACGGCCCGCAGGAGGGCCAUGCUGGAUUCUGGGGUUUACCCCUCUGGGUCACCCAGCAAAUAGCUGAAGAUGGACGUGGGACUGCAGAGUGGCCAAGCACUGUGCACCGGCUGCACGGGAGCUCCUCCCCGCACAAGGCAGCCGUGUGGGUUGUUUUAAGCGCGAGGCUUACCCUCCUGCUUAGGGCCCCCCCAGAUUUCUUCCAGGAAGGAGCAGAAGCCAGGCUCACUGUAUACAGGCCUAGGUCCCCGGAGCUGGGGCAGCACGUUCUGAAACUGCCUGGUUUCCCACUCACACUGAGGGCAAGCAAAGACAAGGUCAACGGUGACCUCUGCCCACCCUCUUUGCACUGGCUUGAAUACACUAGCAGUGUUGCUAGAACCACUGAAUACAAUAAAUGCUUAAUAUGGA
This is a messenger RNA of Ochotona curzoniae (black-lipped pika), 778 nucleotides long. RefSeq names its product SNAP associated protein (gene SNAPIN). The transcript is spliced from 4 exons. Gene Ontology annotation, biological process: endosome to lysosome transport; intracellular protein transport; lysosome localization. The record is from RefSeq and is a predicted model, not a curated record. NCBI's taxonomy places the organism in Eukaryota, Metazoa, Chordata, Mammalia, Lagomorpha, Ochotonidae. The coding region runs from base 20 to 430 and encodes 136 amino acids. Gene Ontology annotation, cellular component: BLOC-1 complex; BORC complex; synaptic vesicle. Gene Ontology annotation, molecular function: SNARE binding.